UCAACCAACAAGUUUGCUUUCUCGUGCAUCUUCUCCAUCCAUUUUGUGUUUGCCUUGCUAACGUACAUCGGCCUAUCCACCGCGAAACAAAAGAGGCCUUGAUUCGACCUGCAGGACACCCGGCAUCAUCGAGCCUAAGAAAAUCGCCCUAAACGCGAUAGUGGUAUGGCUUUGGAAUCGGAGAUAACAGGCUAGAAGCGUCCACGCUCUAAGAUGGACAGCAUCUCUCCAUCUUCAGUAGCCCAUUUGGGCGCCAGCAUCCAUAGUAGCGAUGGGUCGUCUCGUGUGCCGAAGAUAUCGAGAAAGGUUCACGCGUGUACAGAGUGCCAAGCUCGAAAGAUCAAAUGCGAUGUUAAUCCACCACAGCGUUCCAUAUGCACUCGCUGUUCUAAGAAGCGGGUUCGCUGUGUAGUUAAUAAGAGUCUACAGUCUCUUAUAGGCGAGGAUACAGAAUGGAAGACCACUAUGGAAGAAAACAGUCAGACUCUGUCUCUCGCAGUGUCCAAGAUCUUAAGCGUGUUAGAGCUUCCCUCUCUAGAAUCAUUUGCAGCGCAGCUACAACACAACCAGCUACAGCACAGCCAGCCACAGGCGCAACAAGCUGUCACCAGAAGUAUCGAGGCUCCUGAUAGGUCGAGACCCUUCCGAACAUCAGGCAUGGCCAUGACGCGCGAGAAUUCGCAAGAGCCGACCCAAAGCAGAGCAGAUACUCUUGUCACUGACCCUAUGGGAGCUUUGUAUGAAGUAACCAAACUGAGAAAUCUCCGGAGCAACAACCUCCAUGGGCAUGCUUACGCUGCCAGGCCAACAAUUUUAGAGGACGAUUUUAUCUCCAAGGGCAAAGUUAGCGAAGCUGAUGCUGAAGAAUUGUUUCGAACCUUCAGUACUUCUCUCAAUCAUUACCUGUGGGGUGGUAUUGGUCUCGUCCAUGACAACCUUACUUCUGUGCGACGGUCCUCAACUCUAUUGCUAGCAGCCAUUUUCACAGUUACAGCACUACACGUACCCGGGAAAGAGCAGGUCUUUGAUAUCUGUUAUGCCGAAUUCACGGCACUUGUUUGCGAUUCCAUGUUUGACCGAUAUCACACGUUGGACGGUAUUCGAGCUCUUUGCAUUGGCGCGUUCUGGCUUUCAGACGUUAGUUGGAAGCUUGCCGGCCACGCAGUUAGAAUAGCGACAGAGUUAAAUCUGCAUCAGAGCUAUUCUCGAGCGAUGCGAGGCUCACGGGAGCAUUUCGAGGGUGCGAGGCUGUGGUACUUUAUAUACGUUUGCGAUCACCACUUCAGUAUCGCCUACGGUCGACCGCCUGUUAUUCACGAAGAUGCGACGAUUACAAACCAUGAGAAAUUUUUGAACCUGCCAGGAAUCACACAAGCUGACUACCGCCUGCACAGCCAGGUUUCCGUAUUCAUUAUCCUAACAAGAGUUUACAAUACCUUUGGGCCAGAUAUUGAGCAAGUGGUCGCUGAGGGAGAUUUGAUACUCUUACGUCAAUUCAACCACGCGCUUGAUAGUUGGCGAUUGCACUGGGAGUCCCGACUCACCCCUAACCCUUUCAUCGCAACGUACCCUGCAAAGGGAGUCGUUCUGCACUAUCACUUUGCAAGGCUGCAAGUGAGCUCACUGUCCUUGCGUGGGAUUCAGAAAGACGGCAUGCACGACUUGACCAUAGAUCGGCGAGACCUAGCGAAUACCGCCAUUGCCUGUGCUACUUCCAUCCUCCAGACUGUCCUGGAUGAACCCGGCAUCCGGAACUCCGUCGUCGGUGUGCCAAUCUACCUCCACACUAUGAUAGCGUACUCUGCGGUCUUCCUCCUGAAAGUGCAGCAGAAGUGGAAGGCGUAUAAUCUUAGCGCCGAUGCUACUCUAAUCCGAGAUCUUGUGAUGAGAAUCAUACGGCUUUUGCUCGAUGCCAGAGCAGGUGAACGGCAUUUAUCAAGUCAUAUCGCUACCGGCUUGAGUAAAAUGUUGGACCGUUUCACAUCAUGGGAGGCAGGAGAGAAAUCGAGGAAUCUCCUUGUGGAUUCGGGACGAAUAAGCCAAGAUGAUCCAAACAAUCCGGCAGCGCAGAUGUGGGAACCAAACUAUGCGAUUUCUGACACUGGAAUUCUUCGCAUGUUCGAUUCUUCAGUGCCGUUCUACGAUGAGCAUUAUUUCCCCUUGGGCUUUUUCGAUGUAAUGUCUGCUGGCCAGACGGAUACCGAGUAUCGACAUCGGGAAUAAAUGGACGAACGUGAGACUCACGAGGAGCUCUUGGAAGUCAACAGUGGAACGCCACAAAUUAGAGGAAGCAACACUUCCUCGACUAUUAAUCUCCAUGGAGAUUUAAAUCUUGUAGAAUAAGUAAUAAUGUUACAUGUACCGAGGUCCUACCUAGAUCCCAAUUCCAACUGACUGGACCCGCAAACCAAUGCUCUGGGCUCUUUGACAUCACAUCAGCUUGAUUGGCCCCUCGCAGUUCUGUCCGUGGCGGAGUGCGGUGUUCUGUCCGAGAUCCCAAUGUCCCCCUGUUGGCAUUUUGAUUUAGUGUCAGCGCCAUUCCACUAAAACGCGG
Molecule: messenger RNA, 2554 nt
Organism: Pseudogymnoascus verrucosus
Lineage: Eukaryota; Fungi; Ascomycota; Leotiomycetes; Thelebolales; Thelebolaceae
Exons: 3
Coding region: 214-2223 (669 amino acids)
Biological process (GO): regulation of DNA-templated transcription; DNA-templated transcription
Cellular component (GO): nucleus
Molecular function (GO): transcription cis-regulatory region binding; DNA-binding transcription factor activity, RNA polymerase II-specific; zinc ion binding
Source: RefSeq, a predicted model, not a curated record